GACCGUUGGCGGGGAGGUGAGAGGGCAAUCGGGGAAGGCCUCCUGGAGGCGGCUUCGGAAGGUCGGCGGCGGGAAAGUUGCAGGCGAGAGGUGGAUUUGGCGAGUGGCUUCUGGGGCGUUGCAUUCGCCCCCCUCCCCGCCUCCGCUCCCGGGAAUCCCGCUUCCCAAAGUCGUUGCCCAACCGAUCCCAACGCCGAGAGGAGCGGGUGGAGGGGCGACCCUCAGUGAGAGCGAAAAGAGACAGAGAAAGCAGAGACGAGACAGCGAGCUCCCCAGCUGCUCGGGUCUGGGGACAGAAGUGAGAUUGGAGAAAGUAGAGCGAUGCCAAGAAGGAAACAGCAGGCACCCAAACGGGCUGCAGGUUAUGUCCAAGAGGAAGAAUUGAAGGAGGAGGAGGACAUAAAAGAGGAGGAGGAAGAGGAUGAAGACGGCAAUUCAGUAGCUCAACUUCAGGGCGGCAAUGACACUGGAACGGAUGAGGAAGUAGAAACAGGCCCCGAGCAAAAAGGUAGCUUUAGCUACCAGAACUCUCCAGGCAGUCAUCUGUCUAAUCAAGAUGCAGAAAAUGAAUCUCUCUUGAGCGAUGCCAGUGACCAAGUGGCGGACAUUAAAAGCAACUGCUGUAAAGAUGCCCCGGAAAAGAAAACGAACGCCCACCCUAAACUUCAGAAGGAGGCGCACAAUUGCAUGGAUAAAAUGACUGCAGUCUAUGCCAACAUCCUAACAGACUCCUAUUGGACAGGCUUAGGGCUCGGUCUCAAGUUAUCUAACAGCGAACGGAGGAGCUGCGACAACCGCAAUGGAGGCAAUAAAAGUGACUUUGAUUGGCACCAGGAUGCUUUGUCAAAAAGCUUGCAACAGAGCCUACCUUCCAGACCCGUCUCCAAACCCAACCUUUUCAGUUCCGUCCAGUUGUACAGGCAGAGCAGCAAAAUGUGCGGAACGGUCUUCACGGGAGCCAGCCGGUUUCGGUGCAGACAGUGCAGUGCGGCGUACGACACCUUAGUCGAGUUAACAGUACACAUGAAUGAAACCGGUCACUACCAAGAUGACAACCGCAAAAAAGACAAGCACAGACCAACCAGCUACUCAAAGCCCCGAAAAAGGGCCUUUCAGGACAUGGACAAAGAAGAUGCACAAAAGGUCCUCAAAUGUAUGUUCUGUGGUGACUCCUUUGACUCCUUGCAAGAUCUGAGUGUCCACAUGAUCAAAACAAAGCAUUACCAAAAAGUGCCUUUGAAGGAGCCCGUACCAACCAUUUCUUCAAAAAUGGUCACUCCUGCAAAGAAACGCGUUUUUGACGUCAACCGACCUUGUUCCCCGGACUCUACCACCGGGUCUUUUGCCGAUACGUUUUCUCCUCAGAAAAAUGCCAACCUGCAGUUAUCCUCUAACAACCGCUAUGGCUACCAGAACGGGGCCAGCUAUACCUGGCAGUUUGAGGCCUGCAAAUCCCAGAUCCUGAAGUGCAUGGAGUGCGGGAGUUCCCAUGAUACCUUGCAGCAGCUCACCACUCACAUGAUGGUCACAGGUCACUUUCUGAAGGUCACCAGUUCUGCAUCCAAGAAGGGGAAACAGCUGGUGCUCGAUCCCCUGGCGGUAGAGAAAAUGCAAACGUUGUCAGAGCCUCCAGCCAGUGAGAUCCCCGUGCCCAAGCCAUCAAAUAACACAGGAUCAGACGGUGCAGUGUCUGCAGCGGAGCUAAAGAGUGAGAGCAGAAAAGAAAAACCAGAUGAAAUCAACAAAGACGAGAAAGUGGUCAAAAAUGAAGACUACGAGGACGCUCUUCAGAAACCGUUGGAUCCUACAAUGAAAUACCAGUAUCUUAGGGAGGAGGACUUAGAAGAUGGAUCCAAGGGAGGAGGGGACAUUUUAAAGUCAUUAGAGAACACGGUGACCACAGCCAUCAACAAAGCUCAGAACGGGGCUCCCAGUUGGAGCGCGUAUCCUAGCAUCCACGCAGCCUACCAGCUCUCCGAGGGGACAAAGCCCUCUCUGCCAUUGGGCUCGCAGGUUCUGCAGAUUAGACCAACGAUCACCAAUAAAUUGAGGCCCAUCGCUCCCAAGUGGAAGGUCAUGCCUCUUGUCUCUGUCCCUGCAAAUCUGGCCCAGGGCACCCAAGUUAAGAAGGAAUCAGAAGACAGAGACGAAGGCCCGAGGGAAUACACAAAGAGCAGUCCGCAACCUGAAGGUUCCUCCCUCAGCCAGAGUGAGGGAGAGUCACUCCCCAAGAGCGAGAGCCCUUCAGACUCCAAAAAGACAGAGUCACCUCCCUUGAAGGAGGAGGACAAAACAAAAGAAAACAGCGAGAAAGAAAAGCCAAAACUCAAGGAUCCGACGUCUUCUCUCAGCAACGGCUGUGCCGCCGCCAGCCAUCCCGGGGAACUGCCGGGCAUCAACCCCCUCAGCGCCCUGCAGUCUGUGUUGAAUAAUCACCUGGGCAAGGCCACUGAGCCUCUGCGUUCUCAGGCCAGUUCAAGCCCCAGCUCUAGCACAAUUUCUAUGUUUCACAAGCCAAACCUCAGCGUCAUAGAGAAGCCGGUUCUGUCUCCUGCCCCAUCGAGACCAGCGAGCGUGUCCAGGCAUUACCUGUUUGAAAGCAACGAUCAGCCCAUAGACCUGACCAAAUCCAAAAGCAAGAAAACAGAGUCUGCCCAAGCGCAGUCGUGUACGUCCCCGCCUCAGAAACACGCUCUGUCUGACAUCGCCGACAUGGUCAAAGUGCUUCCGAAAGCUACCACACCAAAACCUGCCACGUCUUCUAGGAUCUCUUCCGUGAAGCUGGAAAUGGACGUCAGGCGUUUUGAAGACGUCUCCACCGAAGUCUCCACGUUGCAUAAAAGAAAGGGCAGGCAGUCAAACUGGAAUCCUCAGCACCUUCUGAUUUUGCAAGCUCAGUUUGCCUCCAGCCUCUUUCAGACGUCCGAAGGUAAAUAUUUGUUAUCUGAUUUAGGCCCGCAGGAGCGCAUGCAGAUUUCUAAGUUUACCGGACUGUCUAUGACCACCAUUAGCCACUGGCUGGCAAAUGUCAAGUAUCAGCUUAGGAAAACUGGAGGGACUAAAUUUUUGAAAAACAUGGACAAGGGGCACCCUAUAUUCUAUUGCAGUGACUGUGCAUCUCAGUUUAGAACCCCAUCUACUUACAUCAGCCACUUAGAGUCCCACCUAGGUUUCCAAAUGAAAGACAUGAACAGGCUGGCAGUGGAACAGCAAACCAAGGUAGAGCAAGAAAUCUCCAGGGUAUCUGUUCAAAGAUCACCGGAAACAAUAGCUGGGGAAGAGGACACAGACUCUAAAUUCAAGUGUAAGUUGUGCUGUCGGACAUUUGCGAGCAAACACGCAGUAAAGCUUCAUCUAAGCAAAACACACAGCAAGUCACCCGAACACCAUUCACAGUUUGUAGCAGAGGUGGAUGAAGAAUAGACCUGAAGGACAAAUGCCUUAGUUUCAAGUUUCUCGUCUGAGCUUCUCACACUGAGCCGUUCUCCAUGUGUCAUCCCGCUCCGGACACUGAACUCCUGACAACCUGCCCCGAGAAGACUGCCAAAAAAACACCACCUAUUCUUCUUCAUCCUCACUAACAAUUUGGUAAUGAAGUAUCGAUUUCCACUUCUCAGCUUAUGGACGAUAUUAGAUUUUCAUUGAUAAACUGCACCGGGGCUGUCUCGUCUCCACUGUCCCCUUUCCGCUGUCACUAUAACAAAGUGCCACUGAAGAAAGAUAAUGACUGAAAACAUUGAUGUACUUAUUUCAUCAAUUUGUAACACUUGACAGCUUAAAAAAAAAGUAUAAUUCCUCAUAGUUUAAUGUCCAAGUGGGCUGCUCUCGAUGUAGUCACAUUGGAAGCUUACUUUUCAUGGUAAUGUCCAUUUCCUAUUUAUAACCCCUUUGGGAUAGUUUGUCUAAAGGAAAUGUUUCUAUUCAGUGCAGCUAUUACUGUUGCACCUGGGUUGCCCAAUCCAGCCUCUGCACUAGGGAACAAUACAUCACAGUAAGUAGGAGAAUUAUUAAGUUAAAACAGAUUCUGAGCCAAAAAACCUCUGAACAAUGUUAAUCUUCUGAGCAAGUUGUUCAGCUAUCCAUGUUUAACCAUCUGGCUGCCACACAUUUCCAUCAGUUUUGCUGGAGGUUUUUUGUUGGUGUUUUUUUGGUUACUUGAUUCCUCACAAAAAUUCAAAAUCAUGCAGCCUUUUGGUUAGAGGACUGCGAAAUGGAGGAAUCUUGAAACAAAUAUUAUGCACACAUUUUCAGACCCCAAAAUGUGAAAGGAUGACCUCUUCAAAGAUUGAACACUAAACUAAUCCUGUAGGAUCUGUAUUUAUAGUCUGCAAAUCGCAGAUUAGCUUUAUAUUCAACGGAAAGCACAAAAUCGGGUGUCCAUUUUAAAUGUGUUCCUACAACUUUUUUCAUUAAAACUUUGAGGCCCCAAUUUUAAUUUGUGGAAUAUUCACGUUAAUAAUGAGAUCUAAUUAAGACAUCCAUUAAAAGCCCGUUAAAGUUAAUUUAACGUAAAAAUUCCAAUAGAACUGUAUUAGAUUUUCUCCAUUAAAUUAACGUUAUGGAUUUUUAACGGAUGUCUUAAUUAUACGUUAUUAUUAACGGGAAUACUGUAUUACACAGAUUAAAAUCAGGUCCUAAGUCAACUGAGAAAAGCUUACUGGGGGUUUCAAUACUAAAAAUCUUCCAUACCUAGUGCACUGUUUGGAAAAUCAGGAAUAGAUCUUUUUGCUAUAGCAGAGCCUUUCCCGUAUAGCUGAAGCCACCUAGAAUAGAUAAAUCCAUCAUUGCUUUUAAAGAAUGAAUUUCCUUAUUCUCAAAGGAUAAAUAAGUCUGGAUCAAGUUAUAAACCGUUACUCUGUUACAGAUGAAAUAUUCAAACUAUGUGAGGCACAGAACUGGGAACUGAAAGAUUCAGAAAUGAGACGUUCUUUGUUUUAAUUACCCAGGAUAGUAUCAAAGCCCAUUGCCCACAGAAUGAAACCAAAAGAUUCCAUUCUCUUUUUCUAGUAGAGGUAGUAAUGCAUUGGAAUUGUUUUGGAAAUUUUGACAUGAUCCCUAAACUCAAAAUAAAAAAAAAGUCUUCUUAUUUACCUCCUAGGGAAAGUGUUGCCCUUAUGCCACAUAUAAUAGCAAAUUGCUUUUUUUAUGGCAUGCAUAACCUAGAUGGGAAAAAAUAUGGCGCUUCAGGGAAGGAGGGAAAAAGUAAAUGAAGUUCCAGGAAUGUCAUUCUGAAGUAAUGAGGCAUGGACAGAAAAUAUACCCCUCACAUCAUCGGAUUGAGAUGGCAGUCGAAAUAGCUUCAUUGAAGUGUCAGCACUCAUCCAUCAAUCAAUCAUCCACAAGGAAAAAUAGCAACACUCCAACGGGGCGGCUUUUAUGGGAUUUACUCAUGGGCAUAGGGAAUAGCAGCUCAAAUGUAGUUCUGACAUGAAAAGCAAGGUGCUGAUAUUAUUUUUUAUGAUGGGAGGAUCAUAAAGUGAAUUGAGAACAGCGAGGUCUGUCUUUGCUUAACCUAUUCAACUGGAAAUGAACGGAGCUCAACUGGAAAUGAACAGAGUCUUGAGAUGGGUUAAGAUUGAAGUGCAAACUGUGCUGAGCACUGUCCAUUGACAACAAAAUUCUAUUAAAGAAAAGUCAAUGCAUUAGCACUGGGUCUCGCUAAGCUGUUAAAUUGCACACUCCAAUCCAAGGUUAUUAAAUGAAGUUAUGUAAUACAGACCCCGUAGCAUGAAUCCUAAAGUAAUACUUAUCUACAAUUCCACUUCAAGGAAACGGUGCAUUUCCAAAAUGCGAGAGAUGAUUUUCAAUCUCUAAAAAAAAAUCAUAUUUACACUUUCCUGAUGUUAUUUCUUUGGGGAGAAGUAGGGAAAUUUGCUGAGACUACUAAAUCACCAGUGAGUACACCAACAGAUGCCAGGAGGCCUGCUUCUUCUUUUGAGCAUCAAGGUUUAGGCUAGAGCCAUUAGUUAAUCACACAUCCAUUUUAUUCACGUGAGAUAAAGCUAACACUACCUUAGUCAGUCUUUGGGCUGUCUAGCAGUGUUAACCACAAACUCAUAGAUUCAUUUUUUUUUUUCCCGAAGAGAGGGUAUUUAUAAUGUUUUAUGCCCUGAGCGAUGCCUAGCUGUUUGGAGAGCGUGGCACAGCGAAUCUAAUUUAAAUGAUGCUCAAACACCAACGAGAAUGCCUCGAGUCUUUGAGUUGAACAUUAGUAUUUCUUUUGGCUAGGGAUCUUCCUCUUUCCCAGAUCUCCAUAUUUGACUUUCUAAUGGCAUCAUGAUCACCUGACCAUGUGUGUGAAUCCCUAACUGUUCACUGAAGUGAAGGUGUAUGUAGGUAGAUGCCAUUUUGUAGAAUGGUUAAUGAAAUAUUGAUGCAUUGCAGGGUGCUCUGGAUCGAAUGGGUACAACAGAAAAAUGAGAAAAGUAGCUCAAAAACAGAGUCUGAUUUACUCACGAAAACUAGGCCAGCCCAUGAGGUGGACUAGCUACUUUGGAUAGGAUUUACCUACUAGAGAGUAUUCAUGCUUGAAGGGGAACCUAUUUGAACUUUUUUGAUUCUCCCUCAGGAAUAGUCCACUUGUUUCUUUAAUAAGAUUUUUAGGGAAAGUAAAGUUGUCUUUACUUGUGACACUCAAAGAACAAAUAGAUCAUACAAAUUGGAUCAUACCCUAAAAGCUGCUCAUAAUUAUGGCAUAAACUGGACAGCAUGGGAAGUCAUUUGCGACUUUUAAAGUCUCAAAGUUUUAAAAAUGCACCACUAAGAUGGGUGUGCUGACUGAUUUGCAUAUACAGAAAUUAGUCAUUUUGGGCAAGAACUGAAAUAUUUAUCCAAAACAGGCAAUUACUAGCUGCUGUUCAGUUCACACUAAAACAUGGGGGGAUUUUAUUCAUUCAUACAGAUAGACAAAUGAAUUCAUUGAGUUUAUGCUAUGGAAGCUGAAACUUUAGCCCUUAAGAUAUACAAUGAUGUCCUACUUUUAGCUUUAAACCCCAAGAUCACAUCUUGAAAGAUGUUGAGUUUGAUUACUAGACAUCGAUAACGUUCAUCACACCUCUCUCUGGAGUCUUCCCUCUUUUUCCUCAUUUUGUAUGCUUGUAAACUUUGUAUAUUUUAUUUAAAACCAAAAAGAAAAUCAUUUCAACAUAGUUCCCAAUACUAAAAAUAACUGAGCAGAAAUAAAGGGUCUGAUUCUAAGAUGGAAAAUGCUGAGUUUAAAAAGACCCCCCCCCGCAAUCAUAACCAUACUGUUGAUUAAAUUUGUGCUAAGUAACAUUAAAAAUGGCAUAUAUUCAUCCCCCAUGCGUUGGAGGUAAGAAAAUCAAAAAUGAACUUUAAAGGUGAAUUUCAUGCUAAAAAGGUUAGCGAGAUGCUAUAAUGCUAAUUUCAUUUGCUCAAUACCAAACUGGGGCACUCUCAAAUACCCGUGAAAUGUUUUUUGGCAAGGCUUGAUAUGAAAAAAGUGAAACAAAUUAUAAUCAAGGCAGGGAGAAUUUUUACGUUCUAAGAAAAUUAGGAAGGUUCUCAGAUAAUCUCCAGGAGAAUUGUAAGUUUUGGGUUUUUGGUUUUUUUUUUACUUUUCCCCAAGUUAAAAACAAAUUCUAAAAUGAGACCUUGUUGCUAUUAUUUCCUGUGAUAUGGUGUUUGCCAUCUUUAUCAAUAAGCUAUAUCAGUGCACAAGCAGAAUCUUCCUUUACUUGUGUUCCCAUUUAAAUUGAGCAGAAUGGGUAUACCUUCAUAAAACUGCUCACGGGCAAAGUUAUACAGAACUAAAGAGAAAAUAGAUAUUGUGAAUUAAGACGUCACUAUUUUAAAAUGCCUGAAUAAGAUGCUACAGAUAUCAUCGCAUUUCCUCUAAUAUAUCUAGUGUGAAUAGUUGUUCCAAGAGCUUGUAGUUGAAGAAAUUUCUGACUGUCACCGCCAUAUUCUCUAACCCAUAGGUCCUUAGAUGAAAACCUAUACAAAAUGGCCCAUAGGAGAAAACAGAUUAAAUGUCCAAAAUAUCCACAUUCACAUUGUUUUGAUUUGCAUUUACACCAUCAAUGUAUCUAACUGUGUAAACCCGUUUCUGUAAAGUGCAAACAAUAUUUCUUUUGAGAUGAAUUCCCUGAAGAAAUUGCCAGAAUCUGACAAAUUUAUUCCUUUUUUUAAUCUUGAAGAAAAAAAAAAGGGAAUUGUGAUGUGAUGUGACGACUGAAUUAUCAAGAAACAGAAAUCCACGCUUGGGUGUCAUCCCCAAGUGAAGAGCUGUAUUUAUAGUACUUAAACAGCCAUUCAAUUAUAUCUCAGAUGUGAAAGACUUGUACGGCAAUAUUUUCACUCACUAAAUGGUCCGUGUAACAUUCAGGAAGUGUAUUCAUAUGUAUGUGUGUACAUAUACGUAUACAUAUGCACCCCACCACACACACACAUACAUAUAGAAGUCCAGUAGUUCUGAGGAGAAAGUUAAAGCUGUGUGCAUUCUGCAUUGAAUUAAAACAGCAGAACUCUCCAAGGGUGGAGAUGCAAUAUUUUGCCUUUAUAAUGCAGCAAAUGCUGGAAUGUGCAAUAUAGGUUGCAAAAGCCGACAAGGUAAACAGUUCUUAUUUGGCUCAGGGUAAUAACUAUCAUACCUCUGGCCUAAUAUUCCAGAGAGCAACAUUUAUUAAACCCUUCCUUGUUUUCCUAAUAUAUCUCGACUAUGCCAUCUUAACCAUGAAGUUUCCAUGUCCUAUUUGAAGAUAAAAGAGGUUUGUUGAUCACCUGGUUACUUUAAUAGUCAUUCAACCCUUGCUGUGCACAACGUUUGUGGUAUUUAGUAAAUUUGGUAUCCACCAGCUCUUCUGACAUACUUGACCUUUGGUGUUAGUGGUAGAUAUUCUUUUUCCCUUCAAGAAAAAAAAGUAGAGGGAGAUGUGGGAAAUACCUGUAUCCUUGAUCAGAAGGAAAGUAUAUCUAUUUCAACUAGGAACUACAAACCCAGUUUUUAUAUUAUCCAAGUAAAUCCGAGUUCUUUCAAAGAGAAAUUGCAGCAACCUUAUCUGUAGAAUGUCUCGGUGCAUACGCACUAAUUUUGUAACACAUGCAUGCUGUAUAUAAUGCAUUUGCUUGUACACUAGAAGGAAAAGCCAAGCUGUUUCCUUGUGUAUACUGCAGCUUGAAUAGAUGGAAAGUUAAGCCUUUGAUGCAUUUUUAUACUGUAUAUAAUUGUAUAUAUUAACUCAAUUGCCAUGUUAUGAACAUAGAUUUUGUUAUAUUUGCCCGUUUCUGUUUCCUACAAAACUGGUCCACAAUGGGAAUUUUUUCUUUCCUUUGGUAUAGAAAAAUAUGCUUGCAACUUUUUUCUUGGUCAUCAUCUUUCAAUAGUUUUGGAAGAAGUAGAUUUGGGUUUACAGAGGAAUUAUGAAAAACAAGUCUGUCUAUUUGCAUGAGCCCUACCCAAUUGCUGGAUAUAGGAAAAGAAUUGUUCUAAUUCUGAAUUUUUUUUUAAAGGCAUGCUUAACCCCUUGGGAAAACUGAAAACUCAUACAUGUAAAAUUAUUCUCUUUGUAUUUUAUCUAAUAGUGCCUGAAUUUUUUUUAAAUGUCUUCUUAGAGGAACAAUUCAUAAUUGUCAAAAUUUGAAACAUUAGCUUAAUUUUGUUUUUAUGACCUCGCAAUUCUUUUCCUUAUUUAUUUUGUUGCUGUUAUAAUGGGCCCCCAGGCCAUUUCUGACAUUGGAGCGUUCUUCUUCUGCAUUAAGGAUGUUUUUAAAAUUACAAAGAUUAUUGAGCCAACAGGCUGUUUUAAUCAAAACCAUGUUUCACUUGUUUUUGAUGAUUAUGAAUGGUCCUUCCAAUAAAAAAAAAAAGUUUCUCCUAGGAGGAUUAUACCACCCAGUGGCCAAAAAGAUUCAUCACAGCUCUGUAUCUGAACACUUCUCUCAUCUCUUCUUUCAGUUUCGUGCUGUUAUCCUCUCCUUCCUUGACACCCAGCCUUCUCCUCAGAUGUUUGUAUUACCAAGGUUCUCAAAGAUGGCCACUAUUUCCAUUGCUUUUCCUCAAAGAAUUGUCAAAGCAAAAUCCUCAAAUUGUGAUAACGACAUUUACCUUGGUUAUGAACAUUUCCGGAGUUCGUAUUAGGGGGUAGAUCUACCUCUGUUGUUUUGGCUUCCUCAAACGAGUUCUAAACAAACAGGACUGAGUAUCCUCUUUCAUUUAAGUCUGAUCAGAACAUGCAUUUAUCUGAGGCCUUUUCUGAUAUAAAGAGGUGGUAUUGGGAUGCACUCAAUAAGAUGUAUGCUGUAUGUUGGGGACAGCACAGACAUUAUCUGUAGAAGGAGAGGUUUCGUUGUUUUGUUGUUUUGGUUUUUUUUUAUUUGCCACUGGAAAUAAAUUUUGAAGGUGGAAAUGGAAUAAAAACCUUAAAUUAUAUCUCAGAGAACAUUAUUUUUUACAUCAGAGAUAGUUUUUUUUAAAUAAAGUCAUUCUAGUUUUAGAACUGUAACUAAAACCUAAAUAAUAGAUCCUACUUCUUUAGCUGUUAUUAAGAAGAAAACCUGCUAAUAUAAUCCUGAGCUCCUCAUUUCCAUCAAAAAGGUUUAUCUAUGUGUGCUAUUUACAUUUUUAAACACGAUCAUGUUUUCCUUUGUGGCAGAAAAUGUCUUCAUACUGCAUUUAUUGGAAAUAGACUGUUCACAUCUGAAACCUUAUCGUAAUUUGCAUCAGGAAACCCAACUGUCGACAUUAAGGACUUGGGUGUGUUCAAUUAUGAUUUUGCUGGAGGCUGUCCCUCAAUUUAAUGCUGCAGUCAUUGAACUACCUUUCUGAAAUCUAGCUGAUACGGUGUACCAUAGACAUGCCUCACAACAUCAUUAGCUUUGCAAAUGGCUUCAUUUCAGUCAAUGCAGUCGUCAGUUUUGGCCAAUUGUAAAAUGGAAAUAAAAAAAAACAGAUGCACUUAAAACAUGAAAAGAAUUAUUUAUAUGAUAAAAAAUAUAUUUAGAUUUUCAAAGCACAAAACUGAAUAGAAGUGCUCUUUUUAUGCUUUCUGAAGAUGUUACUGUUAAAAGUCUUUCUACAUCAGGCUUAAUAAAUCUGUAAUGACAUUUGAUGGAUU
Ornithorhynchus anatinus (platypus) is the source of this 11075-nucleotide messenger RNA. RefSeq names its product teashirt zinc finger homeobox 2 (gene TSHZ2). Gene Ontology annotation, biological process: regulation of transcription by RNA polymerase II. The coding region runs from base 322 to 3423 and encodes 1033 amino acids. Gene Ontology annotation, molecular function: DNA binding; DNA-binding transcription factor activity, RNA polymerase II-specific. Lineage: Eukaryota; Metazoa; Chordata; Mammalia; Monotremata; Ornithorhynchidae. The record is from RefSeq and is a predicted model, not a curated record. The transcript is spliced from 4 exons. Gene Ontology annotation, cellular component: nucleus.